Esox lucius (northern pike) is the source of this 1521-nucleotide messenger RNA. RefSeq names its product TAF7 RNA polymerase II, TATA box binding protein (TBP)-associated factor (gene taf7). Bases 101 to 1216 code for a protein of 371 amino acids. Gene Ontology annotation, molecular function: RNA polymerase II general transcription initiation factor activity. Gene Ontology annotation, biological process: RNA polymerase II preinitiation complex assembly; transcription initiation at RNA polymerase II promoter. Gene Ontology annotation, cellular component: transcription factor TFIID complex. The record is from RefSeq and is a predicted model, not a curated record. The transcript is spliced from 12 exons. NCBI's taxonomy places the organism in Eukaryota, Metazoa, Chordata, Actinopteri, Esociformes, Esocidae.
UUUGAUUUUAGGUAAGACUUAUUUGAAGAAGAAGUGGUUUCCAGUUUGCUGUUUAUGUUGUGUGAGAAUUACGAAGUCUUUUCUUUCUAAAGUAGUCAUUAUGCAGAACAAAAAGAUCAAAUCUACCUCCAAAAUAAAAGUGGGGAAGGUCGGUUCGAAAAACAAAGAGGAUGCACCGCAUGAGCUGGAGAGUCAGUUCAUCCUGCGUCUUCCCACGGAAUACGCCUCGACAGUGAGACGGAUUGCUCAGUCCAGCAGCGUGAAUCUCAAAGACAGACUCACAAUUGAGCUGCAUGCUGAUGGUCGUCAUGGCAUUGUGAGAGUGGACCGCGUGCCCCUGGCUGCUAAACUGGUGGACCUGCCUUGCAUCCUGGAGUCUUUGAAAACUGUUGACAAGAAGACGUUCUAUAAGACCGCGGAUGUCUGUCAGAUGCUGGUGUGUACGUUGGAUGGAGACCUCUACCCCCCCCUGGAGGAGCCCACUGGUACUGUAGACCCCAAAAAGAAGAAGGACAAAGACAAGGACAAGAAGUUUAUCUGGAACCAUGGCAUCACAUGCCCUCUGAAGAACACAAGAAAGAGGAGAUUCAGGAAGACAGCUAAGAAGAAGUACAUCGAGUCCCCCGACGUGGAGAAAGAGGUGAAGAGAUUGCUGAGCACUGACGCCGAGGCCGUUAGCGUCCGCUGGGAGGUGAUUGCUGAGGAUGAGACCAAAGAGGCAGAUAACCAUGGCUCCCUGGCCAACCUGGACUCAUCCCCUGGGACAUCCGGGCACAAGAUGGGCCGUGGUUCCUCUGCCCAACACGACGAAUUGCGGGAGAUCUUCAACGACAUCAGCAGCAGCAGCGAGGAUGAGGAGGACGAGGGGGACCUGCGCCACGAAGACGAGGACCUGAACAUCAUGGACACGGAGGAUGACCUUGUUAGACAGCUCCAUGACAAACUGAACGAGUCAUCAGACGGGGCCCGGGAUGAGUCCGACCGGAACAACCAGAUAGUGAUGGAGUACCAGGUGCAGAUAGACAGUGUGAAGGCCAAGCUGAAGGAGACACGGGCACGCAAGAAACAACAGGAGGAUCUAAUCAUGAAGGUGGAGAACCAGGCACUGAAGAACCGCUUUCAGGCUCUGCUCAAUGAGAUCAUUCAUCAGGAAGAGAGGGAGAUGGAACAGCUGGCCUCGCUUCAGGAGCAGCUGGACUCGUUGAUCGAGAAGUGACCACCAGGGGGCAGCCAUGCGUCAAUGGGUGCUGUGAGACCAACCAGCCGGAGAAGAGAGUGAGAGAAGCGUCUGUCGUCGCUGUGGGAGACCUCCUCCGUGACAUGAUGUGUCAUUCCAUUAUGGACUGGAUUCUCAUUUCAGUCUCCAGGCCAGUUGGAGGAUUUUAGUGUUUUCUAUUUUUUGAUAAUUUGACAUUUUAUUUCUUGGAUGUGGUGGUGUUUGUAGACCCGGGAAUGAUUGGAGUUACUGGAACACGUUUUCUGUUACUCUGUAUAAAUAAACCCUUUGGUUUAACUACUGAA